GCUCUCCUGGCACUCCCGUAGCUAUACAACCGAAUCAUGAGCGACGAAGAGAAGCACGAUUCGAUGGACGUGGUGACCGACGUGGUCCAGCCGCAAGAAGCCGAGGCUGAAGCAUCGACAUCGGCAGCCGCCGCAAGCAAGCCGACUUUUACCGUCGCUGAUGUUUUCGGGGGAGAUGACGAUGAUUCGGACCUAUCGUCUGACGAAGAGGACGAAAAGAGACCAGUUGCCAAGCAGCCGGUACGACGAUCGCUCAGUCCUGCUGUCGCUCGAGACAGCAGUGAUUCGGAGGACGACGACGAAGAGUACACGGGUGGUGAUUAUCAACCCGAUUAUAAGCAGCUGGGAAAGAAGCGUAGCUACAAUGCCGUGGCCGAAGAAGAUGACGAGGAAGAGGAGGACAAAUAUCGCUCAAAGGGCGACGACGUUGCCAAAGCUCCCAAACGCAAGCCCAAAGGUGAGCGAAAGAAGAGGGUAAAGAAGGAUUCUGAAGCCGAGUCACGAAGGAGACGGGCCGAUUCGGGAGACGGGGAGGGAGAUCGCGAGCAAGAGGUCGAUGAGCAGACUCUGCGCAGAAGGGCACUCGAUGCCAAACUCGAUGCAAUCGGCAAGACAGGUGCCAAGCGUAGACCCAAGAAGCGAGGAGACGAUGGCGACGAUUUGAUGCAGGACAAGCAGAUCGAGGAUAUCACGGCGCUGAUGACGAGUGCGAUCCGCGAAGACAUCAAUCUGAACAACGAGAAGAAGCCUGCGAUCAAGAAGACUCUGCUACUACCCAAGGUCAUGCAAGUUAUGCAAAACGCGUCUUUGCAAGACUCGUUGCUGGAAAACAGCGAAUUCUUGUCAGAGUUGACUGGUUUCAUCGAGCCCCUGAAGGAUGGGUCUUUGCCUUCCUUGACGAUCCAGAGGUCCAUUUUGAGCCAGCUCAACAAGUUCGAUGUAAUUGACAAGGACAUGCUGAAAGCCUCGGGGCUCGGCAAGAUUGUCAACUUCUACACCAGAACUAAGCGCGUCCAACCAGAGAUCACCCGGCAGGCCAACCAGCUGAUCGACAAGUGGUCCAAACCCAUCUUGCGUGCGGCUGGUAUCGCUAGUGGAUCCGCCACCGGACGUAUGGCUGCAACAGGGCAUGCCGAGGAAGAAAGCUAUGGGCCUGGAGAGGGUAGCGGCGUGAUUACGAUCAGUGCUAAACAGUUGAGAGAAAAGGAAGACUUGAUGCAAUACGCUCUGGAAGCACAGCGCGAGGUCGUCGAGGAGAGAAAGGGUAGCCGAAGGCCCAAUGUCAUCGUGAGUACACUGGAUAUUUAUGACCUUACUGGGGGGAUGCAUCUUGACAAUGACCGCUUGAUCGACGUCAGGGCCACUCUUACACCAAAGCGCCCCCGUCACGACGGAUCGCGAGGAGCAACGCGGAGCAGGAGAGGGAGGACGCUCGUUUACGACAGCUAGAGUUGCAAGCAGCGUUCCGAAAGAAAUCUAUGCUAGGAGCGUCUCGAUGAUCUUCAAGGCUUGCAUGUACGACCCUGAUGUAUCCCACUGUGCAUGAAUUACGAUCCCCCAUACCUACCA
This is a messenger RNA of Filobasidium floriforme, 1569 nucleotides long. RefSeq lists its product as uncharacterized. Lineage: Eukaryota; Fungi; Basidiomycota; Tremellomycetes; Filobasidiales; Filobasidiaceae. The record is from RefSeq and is a predicted model, not a curated record. The coding region runs from base 37 to 1449 and encodes 470 amino acids. Gene Ontology annotation, cellular component: nucleus. The transcript has 5 exons. Gene Ontology annotation, biological process: poly(A)+ mRNA export from nucleus.